AUGCACGUUAAUUCGAUAGUUCGAAACUAUCGAUUCCUCAUCGGGGCAUUAACUGCGUUAAUGCUAAUUCUGUUGCUCAGAUCUUCUGUAUCUUCGUCGACGGGAUCGUUGGCGAACUCGAGUCGUUUGGAAACACCAGAUGGAGUGCAUGUGCCCAAUCCAUCUACGCCAAUGGAACACCAACAACAGGAAUACGUGCCCAAGGCAGUUAGCAGCCAGAAAGCUGAAGACAGUACAACUACUGGUAAGACAAAGGCUGAUUCUGCUUCUAAGAGUGGUAAAUGUUCAGAGGACCAUAAAUAUGUUGUUAUGAUCGAUGCUGGUUCCACUGGUAGUCGUGUUCACGUGUAUGAGUUUGAUGUUUGCACCCAGCCUCCAACUUUAAUUAAUGAGACGUUUGAGAUGUUGAAACCCGGUUUGUCAAGCUUUGAUACUAAUGCGAUUGGUGCUGCAGAGUCGCUCGAUCCAUUACUAGAGGUUGCUAUGGAAGCAGUUCCAAAGAGCAAAAGAAGUUGCACGCCGGUUGCGGUGAAGGCUACUGCUGGUUUGAGAUUGUUGGGAGAAGAAAAGUCAUCUAACAUCUUGAAGCAGGUCCGCAAGCGUUUGGAGGAAAAGUACCCAUUCCCUGUGGUGGAAGGUAACGGUGUAUCCAUUAUGAACGGUGAAGAAGAAGGUGUCUUUGCCUGGGUUACUGCUAACUAUUUAUUAGGAAACAUUGGAGCUGGUUCUAAACUACCAACUGCUGCUGUGUUUGACUUGGGUGGUGGUUCUACGCAGAUUGUUUUCGAGCCAAACUUCCCUCCUAAUGAGAAAAUGGUUGAUGGAGAACAUAAGUACGAACUACAGUUUGGUGGUCACACUUACACGUUGUAUCAAUUCUCUCACCUUGGCUACGGUUUAAUGCAAGGUAGAAACAGAAUCAAUUCGGUAUUGGUUGAAACUGCCAUUAAGGAUGGUAAGAUUGAAAAGGGACAAACCGCAAAGACUCACGAGCUAAUCUCACCAUGCUUGCCUCCUGGACAGGUUGCUAAGAACGAAAAAGUGAAACUGUCUAGUAAUGAAAUUUACACUGUCACUUUCAAGGGCCCCUCAGUCCCAGCUGGUCCACAGUGUAGAUUCCUUGCUGACAAGAUCUUGAACAAGGACGCAGAAUGUAAGACACCUCCUUGUUCUUUCAAUGGUGUUCACCAACCUUCCUUAGUUCACACCUUUAAGGAAACUAAUGACCUCUACGUUUUCUCUUACUUCUACGAUAGAACACAACCUCUUGGCUUGCCAUUGUCAUUUACCCUACAGGAGUUGCAAGACUUAGCAAGAACUGUGUGUAAUGGCGAGGAUGUAUGGAAGAGUGUUUUCAGUGGCAUUGAGGACUCGAUAGACCAACUAAGUAAGGAGCCUCAAUGGUGUUUGGAUCUCUCAUUCCAAGUUUCCUUGUUGCAUACUGGCUAUGACAUUCCUCUACACAGAGAAUUGAGAACAGCAAAAACUAUAGCAAAUAACGAAUUGGGUUGGUGUUUAGGUGCAUCGCUCCCAUUACUCGAAUCUGACAACUGGACUUGCAGAGUUUCCGAAGUCCAAUAG
Molecule: messenger RNA, 1581 nt
Organism: Kluyveromyces marxianus DMKU3-1042
Lineage: Eukaryota; Fungi; Ascomycota; Saccharomycetes; Saccharomycetales; Saccharomycetaceae
Gene: GDA1
Product: guanosine diphosphatase
Exons: 1
Coding region: 1-1581 (526 amino acids)
Biological process (GO): protein N-linked glycosylation; nucleoside diphosphate catabolic process
Cellular component (GO): membrane; Golgi apparatus
Molecular function (GO): GDP phosphatase activity; UDP phosphatase activity
Source: RefSeq, a predicted model, not a curated record